UGAGUCCUAAGCGAACUUCACAGUAGUUUUUCCUACAAAUUGGCGUCUACCGAAUCACGUAUAACUCGGUACAAUUUUCUUUGAUAUUAGGAAUUAAAAGAUAUCUUUUCAUCACUAAUACCUUUUCGGUCAUCAUUAUUUGUAUGAACUAUGUUAUUGGAGUGAAUGUGCUAUUUGUGGCGGACUAUUAUUGUGAUUUUGUAAACAUUGGGAACGCAAGCCCCACGUCUAUGACUUCUUAUUGGCAGUAUGGCGGAAAUAGUGUACCCGCAAGGCUGCCGGCCAAUUACCGAUGACCUAGGUCCUGAUGAGCUGGUUCGGAGACUUAAGGCCCUCGCACACACCCUGCAAGGACUCGGGCAGGAUGAGGGCAUGUACCAGCAGUAUAUCCCCCUGGCGCUGCACCUCGCCGACGAGUUCUUCCUCACGCACCCGUCGCGAGACGUGCAGCUGUUGAUCGCCUGCUGUAUCGCCGAUGUGUUGAGGGUCUACGCGCCAGAAGCACCUUACAAGGACCAGGAGCAGGUCAAAACAAUAUUCCUGUUCCUGAUAAACCAGCUGCAAGGUCUCCGCGAUCCCAAGAACCCGGCGUUCAAGCGGUACUUUUAUCUGCUGGAGAACCUCGCCUAUGUCAAGUCAUUCAACAUGUGCUUUGAGCUGGAAGACUGUCAGGAGAUAUUCUGCGCGCUGUUCUCGCUCAUGUUCAAAAUUGUCAACUCAGACCACUCGACGAAAGUGAAGUCGUUUAUGCUGGACGUUCUGUGCCCACUCAUCACGGAGUCAGACGUUGUCUCCAACGAGCUGCUCAACGUGAUUCUGGUGAACCUGGUGGAACCCAACAAGAGAGAACAUAAACACGCCUAUGCGCUCGCUAAGGACCUCAUAGUUAAGACUAGUGAUACUCUAGAGCCGUAUAUACAAGCGUUUUUCAAUCACGUGCUUAUACUCGGAAAAGAAGAGAAGGGUCUUCUGAUAUUCUCAAAAGUAUACGAACUGAUCUAUGAAUUGUACCAAUGCUGUUCGUCGCUACUGCUUGCAGUUUUGCCGCAGUUAGAGUGCAAACUAAAGUCAGCCCAAUUCCAUGAAAGACUGAGCGCUGUUGCCUUACUCGCGAGAAUGUUCUCUGAACCAGGAUCACAGCUGGCCAAACAAUAUUCGGCCUUGUGGCGCGCGUUUUUAGGUCGAUUCAAUGACAUUUCAGGGCCAAUCAGAAUCAAAUGUGUACAAUACUGUAUGCAUUUUCUGGUACACCAUCCGGAUUUGAGGAAAGACAUUACUGAGACUUUGAAAAUGCGUCAACACGAUGCACAUGAACAAGUUAGAUAUGAAGUAGUCAUGGCCAUUAUAGCGACGGCACAGAGAGACUUUCAGGCCGUCGCGGAGUCAGAAGAUCUGCUAAAUUUUGUAAAAGAACGAACUCUGGAUAAGAAAUUUAAGAUUCGAAAAGAAGCCAUGUCUGGCCUUGCUAUGAUAUACAAGAAGUUUAUAACCGAAGAGUCCGUUCCACCGGCUACAGAAAAAGCCGUGCAGUGGAUCAAAGACAAAAUACUCCAUGGUUACUACAUGACUGCGUUGGAAGAUAGACUCCUAGUCGAGAGGCUCUUGAACACUUCCCUGGUCCCCUACACAUUACCAGCGCCAAUAAGAAUGAAGAAGUUGUACUACCUCAUGUCAAAUGUCGAUGAUAAUGCUACAAAGGCAUUCAUAGAGCUCCAGAAACACCAGUUGGCUGUUCGGAGGACAGUUGCCGAAUGGAUUGAGCUGCAUAGAAAACCACCUACUCCUGCUGUUCAGAAGGAAAUUAUGACAAAAGUGCUGCAUAUCAGCACAAAGUUUCUGCCCGAAUCUGUGAAGGCCCAGGAGUUUUUAAACCAGUUCUCCGAUCACAUGAAGAAAGCGCCUGAACUACUGCAGGGUAUGGAGACAAUAUUGAGUCCGAAUGUUAGCUGUGAAGUUUGUGUAAGGACCACUUCGAGUGUCCUAAAGAAAUUGGGCAAGCCGGUGAUGACGAAUUUAUACUACAAUACUGUGAAGAUGUUACUGGAACGAGUCAGUUCUGUGAUGGUAGAUCAUGAUUCCUUGUUGAUACUGGUGGGAUAUGUUGAGGGUGCAGUCAGAGGUACCGAUACAUCUAUAGCGGAGGAGUGCGGUAUUGAUAUAAAGAUAGCGGCGGAGAAAGGUCUGAAGUUGCUGGUGAUGCUGUCUUUCGUGUUCCCCGCGCACUUCCUGCACGAGGAUAUCCUGGAGCGGCUCACGUCACUCUUGGAGCUGGAUGACGACUGCAUCGCUCCGCACAUCCUUGCGGCCCUCACCUUCCUCGGGAAAUAUAGGCCAUUGAGUGAGGCGUGCGUGACAUUAUUCCCAAAGUUAAUAACUCUGUGUAAGGCGUACGCGGAGGUUGGGACCCCGAAACAAGCUAAAAACGCAGUCAGGUGCCUAUUCGUGAACGUGCCGGAGCAAAGGACACAAAUAUUCACGGAGAUAUUGGAUACCUUGAAGACGACCCUUCACCCGCAGUCGGAUCACUAUCGGACGGCCAUCGUGACACUGGGACACAUUGCUCACAACUUACCCGACAACUUCCCCGUUCACAUCAAGAAUAUUGUUUCUAGAAAGAUUGUCAAAGAGCUUUUAGUACGCGAAGGUGGUGGCGGGGCGAACGCGCCAAGUGGUGAGUGGUGUGACGAGGAUGAACUCCCGGAGGAGACUCGCUGCAAGCUGGAAGGCCUCAAGUGCAUGGCUCGCUGGCUGCUGGGCCUGAAGAAAGACGAGCUCUCGGCCCAGAAGACUUUCAGGAUGCUAAACGCUUUUAUCCUACAUAAGGGUGAUUUGUUACAACAAAACCAGUUAUCUCGCGCUGAGAUGGCCCACUUGCGCCUGGCUGCUGGCGCCGCGAUGCUGAAGAUCUGCGAGCAGAAGGGAGUGGGAGACCAGUUCACGGCGGAACAGUUCUACAACCUGUCGCAUCUUAUGAUCGACGAAGUUCCCCAAGUCAGAGAGGCUUUUGCAGCAAAGUUACACAAAGGAUUGUCAAAGGGUAUACCAAACAAAUGUCUGCCGCUGGACUUCAUGGGUAUGUACGCCCUGGCGGGUCGAGAGCCGGACCGCAGGAUCCGCGGGCUGGUGCGUCAGUACAUGAUGGCGGACGUGGUGCGGCGGAGGGAGUACGUCCGGAACAUUACCAUCGGCACUAAAGUGGAGCGUGCUAUGAGCCAGUUGCAACACAUAAUGCCGGACUAUAUGCUCGUGUUCGCCGUACCCGUUCUCACGCACGACCCCAGCUUUCAGGCCUAUGACAACGUGCCCCAGCUCAAGAUGGUGAAACAAUGCCUCUGGUUCAUCUUGGAGCCACUGAUCACUCGGAACGACUUCUACUGCUACGGCUUCUACAAGAGUCUCAUAGAGGAGAUGAAACUCCACAAGGACGCGCUCAAUGAGAAUGACGAUGCCGUCAAUUAUAAACUGUGGGCGACAUGCGAUCUUGCCAUGUCGGUGAUCUGGGCUCGCUCAACCACGUUCGAGCUUCGCGAGUUCCCCACCGAUGUCCGCAUCCCCACUAUGUACUUCGCGCCGCAGCCAGAGUUCUUCGCCAACUCUAGAGUGUUCCUGCCGCCAGAGCUACAGUUCCAACCAAAGCGACCCAACACAGAGACGACAAUACCGCGCGGAAGAAAACGUCAGCGCGCAAACGAAAAGGACAUAGAAAUCUCCAACGAGUGUGAGCCAGCGGAAGCGUCAGAAACACAGAUCAUAGUGCCCGGACUAGAACAACCACCUGAGACCGAUUUAGAAGAGCCGCAAGCCAAACGCAACACCAGUGACUAGUCGUCACACCGUCGCAUCCCCGCUGCGCUGUGGCCACGCCCCUUGUGUACGUCUACGUCCUCCAUGGACGCGUACAGUGUGAGUGGCGGUCAAUAGGCUCUUGUGAACGUACGAACGCCAGUGAAUACAGUUUUUCUUUAAUAAGUUUCGUUUUUAAUUUUCGGACUGGAGUGAGGAUCGAAAUGUCAACUGUAUUUCAAGGGAAUAAAUUGGUAAACAUGUAAAAAAUUUUUUAACAAUAAGUAUACUUAAGUGUCAUUUUGCAUGUUAUUUCGUGUCGCAGUAGUGUAUUUUUGUUUCAAUGUUUCCAAUACUAUCUCUAUUAAGUUGCUACCACUAUAGUAGCCUUGAAUUUCUUUUAUUUAAAAUUAUUGACUUUAGUCAUUUGUCAUAAAAUUAUAGUUAUAUAAUUUACAUGCAGACGUGGUUUAACCACUGACAGAUCAAAAUAUAAUAACUGUUAAACUGGACCAUUCGUUGCGAUUGAAAUUAUGAUAAUUCAAUUUAAUCUUAUUUAAUUAUACAAUAUAUUGUAUGCUGCAGAGUAUCUGUGGGUCUUAGUUGUUUUAUGUCAAAUAUUUGUAUCUAAAAUUCAGCUUUGUGGUUUUUAAGGAAACAAAUUUAUGCAUACAAGUGUAUAACAGUACCUAUAUGGCGAAUAUGUGACAGCCAAACCUUUGUUACUGACUUACACUUAAAAAAGACUGAAGUUACAUACUAUCCAAAUAGUCACCGCCUGAGUACAAUUUGGAGAAAAGACGUACAAUAAACAACUAAACUCACAAUCACACUAAAAAUUGUCUGAAGCAAAACUCUGACUACGCGUCUAUCAGGCAGAGUUUUCGUUCAGUUGUGUUACGACCGCGCUUUGAAUACAACGCCACGCAAUGACAAAGUAUUUGUGAAGAACUUUUCAAAUAGCAGCAUAUGAAAACAUAAAAAUGUUUUAAAUUAACAAUAUAAUUAUUUUGAUAAAUAAUUUCAAUUCAAUUGCUAAAAUAACAUGUACUUGCGUCGUGUUCGCGUCUGUUUCGCGCGUGAUACUACUACUAUACUACUACUAUAGUGUUACUAAUUCUAAUGAGCGUAUGCAAUAGACUUUGAACAUUACUGCUACGAAAUAAGGUGUUAUUUUGCAAGAAUGUUUUAAUGUUAUCUGUAUAAGUAAUUAAUGUAUACGUAUAUACAACGCGGCCCGGACAGAUUUGACGACCUUUUAACAGGCGAUUGGGAGUAAAGUUCUUUAUAGUACGUCAAUAUAGAUAUCUGCUUUUUGAGAACUGUUUUAUUGUAAGCACUUAUACCGGGCUAUAUAUAAUUCGUGUGUUUUGAGUUUCCCGAUCUUUCGCUAUAUACAAGAAGCAAGUAUGUAAGUAAACUGGAUCCUGCAGACAAACUGUCCAAACAGUUUUGUGGGGCUGUUAGCUCAAGAUUCUUUCUGUAAAUGAUAGUAUAAAUAAGUAAAAAAAAUGUUGUCAGCGAGAACUUAUUAUCGGUAGAUAUGUACAGUCUAACUACCUUCAUAAUUAUUGUCGCUACAAUUGGUUUAGAUAAUCUGGAAUAUAUUGUAUGGCGUUUGAUUUGAAUAAGAGGCAAACAAUUUUUAUACUGACAUCAUUAUAUAUCAUUUAUACGUCUAGAUAGACUAUGACAGCUGUGAAAACGUCGAAAAAAAGAGUUUAGAACUAACCUCUAUUCUGCGCAAUGCACGCACACUAAAGUAUUAAACUUGGCCUGUUUUUAUCGGUUAUUUAACAGCAAGAGACUAUCAAAACGUAUAAAUUAUCUAAGCCUGCAUCAAUAUUUUGAAUGAUAUUUUUAUUUUGAGCAAUAAAACAAUUUUUAAGAGUGCAAUCGUUUCUGGGUGAUUCGAAUACAUAUUUAAAAGCGACCCUAUUGGUCAAAGCGACUUUCAAGUAAAGUAAUGGCGAUAAAUGUCAAUUUACAACCAAUCAUCUGUUUGUAUUUUGUUAUGUUCUAUGACGUCAUAGUUCAUGCGCACCAAGCACGUUAAAAUGGCAGGUUUUAAGUGACCUGUUGGCUGUUUUUAGUAAUAUUUUUUAAAUACUUUGAGUUACUCUUUUGUCAUUUAAUAUUUGCUGUGAAUUUAAAUUAUAUUAUAUUUAAAUUUGCAUAUUUCUAUCAACUUCCGCCUCAUGACGUCUAAAGCUGUGACAAUAGUCAAGGUAGACGCUAUACGGCCAUUCCCAAUAUACUAUCUACAGAUAGAGAUAAAUUACUAACUUCUACUGUCAGUAAUUAGCUGUCAAUAAUCUGAAACUGUCCCAAUAUAGCCGAAAAGUCAUUCUUAUCGCCAGUUCACUGUUGCAAUUUCCAUACAAACUUAAGCUAUAAGCUUACCAGGGAUAGAAGUCGUCCCAUUGACAGACAGCGUGUACGGAUAAGUUGAGUUACCGUCGAUAAGUUCAUCGGGACAGAAAAGUCAACGAUACUUACGAUUUUUAUCUCAAGUAGGCUGCAACCGCAAAUAGACGAUAGAAAAUAAGGGUAGAUAGAUAUUUGCUAAAAUUACAAGUACCCGCUCAUGACAUCCGUUACUUCGGAGCGACGGGAAUGUAGCGUUUGUUAGAGCGUCAAAAUAUCGAGAAAGCAAGGCUGGGAAACAGAAAAAUAUUCUAACCGCUUAACACCUCACUACAUAGAGAACUUUUAAUUCCAUUUAGUUUUACAUUUACUACAAUUAUAACGGUGUUUGUUCAUUAAAGUUCACUAUAAAGGUUUUGUUCCAUGAAUCGGCUUAGACCGUUUUUUACAUCACCGAGAUAUUUGACUCAAUUUCAAGCAAUUUGUUAUUUUUUAAAGUGAUAACCCUCACUUAUGGGAUUAAUUACACAAUUAAUUAAAUUUGAAAACAAAAUUUAUGAACGGUGAGGGACUCGAACCCGUGACCUCUCGCGUUCCGUGCGAGCGCUCUUACCACCGAGCCAACCGUUCGAGUGCCGUCAUGUUUAUAAAUUUUGAUAUGUCUUACAAUUCGAAGUUUAGUGAUAUUUACCUAAUAUUGUUAAGCGCACGAGUGUAACAUACCUAUUUUUUGGUAGGUAUUACGCUCGUCCAUUUUUGCGGAAUUAACUGGUUAUAAGGAAUAUGAAAAAUCUCCCUUAAAGUUAACACUCCGAACGAAAAAAUAGAUACAAACCGAUAUUAACCGUUAAAUUAAGUAAAACCGGUUACAGGCCUCGCAAGGAACUCCCUAAUUUAUCCUAUAAUUAGUGCUGUGCCAAGAGUGUUCCAAACCAUUCUAGUUUUUUAAGUUAUUUUAUUAUAAUUAUAAAUGCGUCAUUUUUUCAUAUUUUGUUAAUAAACAUUAUAAAUUAAGAAUUGUGGUAUGAAUUUUUUUUUUGCAAAAACAAAUGUGUUUUGCAUAUGCUUUUUGUUUUUUUUUUUUUGAAAAAUUUUGUGAUGUUUUAAUUAUUUCCAUUUGUAUACAUCUUGUAUAAGAUAAGCGAAAUUAAUCCAGCUAUAGUGUGAUUAUUCGUGUGAGAAAAUAGAUCUUAACCCAAUGACUGACAGAUGCAUAUAAAAGUGAAAAUUACUCGGCUAUUUACUAAGUAUAAUUUUCAUUUGUUUAUUUAUUCUUGUCUAACUACAAUUUUUUUUAAACACUCAAAUCUUAAUUGAGUUAAUCUGAUUGCAGGAUGUAUUGAAUAGUUUUCAAUAUUUCAUUUAUUUUAAGCUUGUAAUAAAAUAAGUUUCUGUUUAA
Messenger RNA from Leptidea sinapis, 7549 nucleotides. It is a transcript of the gene pds5, whose product is annotated as sister chromatid cohesion protein PDS5 homolog B-B. The record is from RefSeq and is a predicted model, not a curated record. Gene Ontology annotation, biological process: mitotic sister chromatid cohesion; DNA repair. The transcript is spliced from 19 exons. NCBI's taxonomy places the organism in Eukaryota, Metazoa, Arthropoda, Insecta, Lepidoptera, Pieridae. Bases 250 to 3825 code for a protein of 1191 amino acids. Gene Ontology annotation, cellular component: nucleus; chromatin.